ACAAAGCCACCACUAGCACCAAAACCAAAGUUUAUUGGUCUUCUUUCUCCAGUAGCUGUCUCCAAAUUUUCUCCUUCACUGCCAAAGGCUGAUAUUCUUCAUAACCCGAACUCUAUGUCUAGGGGUCCCAAACCACCUAUUGCUCCCAAGCCAAAAUUCUCAGCUGACACUGAGGGCAAAUCCAGUGUUUAUACCAACAAUAACUUAAAUAAAUGCUCAAAUGGGAAACUGGUAUGUCUUGAUGGAGGGCUGUAUGAAGGAAACCAAUGCCAUGCUGAUUACUCAGAAUCUGAGGCUGAUAAUGAAUACAUUGUUGUUCCUGAAGCUCAGCUGACCAGCAAAGACUGUGAUGACUUGGAACAUGAGCAUGAUCAGAACCUAGAUGUGUCUGUGGAAAAUGAAGUCUCGGAAAUUCCAGAAGAGGUAAAGAAGGAAGAGGGUAACAUUGCUAAUGAUAAGGAUACCAGUAAUCAAGAAGUCACUGAAGAUAAGCACCAUCACUCUUCAGAUAUUGCUGAAACAAUGGAACCAGACUCUGAAGAAUCAAUCAGAGAGAUUGAUCAGGCUGAAGCACCUUAUGAGGUGUCCUCAGAUACCCCUGAUGGGGAUAAUGAUGUUUCCAAGAACGUAGAUGAAGAGGAGUAUGUUCUAUAUGAUUGCAGUGAAACCAAAAACAAGAAGGAAACUUCUAACAACCUGGAACUGGAUAAGGACAGUAGUGAUUGUAAGACUGACAGUGAUAACAUUUUAAAUACAGAUGAGGAACUAAUGGGUGAUAUCUGUAAUGAUACCAUUGCAGUGCCACUACCCACAGAUGAAUCAAUCUCAGGUUGUGAGAAGACAGACCAGGAGGAGGAACAACAGCCUGAGAUAUUAGAAAAGGGAGAUGGGCGUCUAGCACAUGAUGGUGACCACAGCACAUCUGGAGAGCUUGAUUUGAACAUAGAAAAGGGGACAGAAAAUGAUGACUGUGCAAGCCCUAUUGAGCUAGCCAAGGAGGCCAGUGAAGAAACAGCUGCUGGCUUAGGACUGUAUGAAGAUGAACCUAAUGAUGAAAAUGGUUUGGGAGAGUCCAUCUAUCAAGCAGCAGCUGAAGAGGAAGAAGCAGACCCAGAUGACCACAAUAAUGAAAACACAGGAAAUGCCAGUGAUGGCUGUCAGAUCACAGAGAGGAGAAGUGAGGAGAAGACAUCAGAGGAAGCCUGUGAAGCAAGCAAAGACUCUGGAGAAGAGGAAGAAGAAACUGUGAGUACAGAGCAUAUGGAUGAUGGCUGUCAAAUUGCUCCUUGUAGUGAGGAAAUACCCAUGGAAGAUGAGAAUCUUCAAACAACAGGGACCUCUCUGGAUGAAGAUGGUGUGAUCUCCGAUAGCCUGCUUAGUAGUCAAGGGAUGGAGCCAGAGCGGGAAGAUGUGACUCUUGAAGAGCAUAGUGGAAGUAUUGUGGAAACCUCUAAGUCAGAUGACCUGCAACUUGAAGAUAAUGAGGUGGAAGCAAAGAGGCUCAGCAAAAGUUUUCCAAGUCCACCUCAAGAGGUCCUACUUGAGGCACAGUUAGAAGCCUGUAUGCACAGCAAAACGGAUGUAGAAUGUGGGACCAAACAUGUCUUGCAUGAAAAUCUAGAAGUCCCUGAAGUGGUCAUUGUGCCUGAAGAAUCAGAGGAAAGAGAAAUUAGCAGUGAUUCCCUAGAUGACCCUUACGUGCUUCCAGCAGAAAAUGAAACUGCUCAUGAUGGGCAGGCUGAUUUAGGAGCUGAACACAGUAAAAGAGAUAAACUAGGUAUGGAUGGUGAAAACAACUUGCUGCCCAUUGAUCGUAAAAACGCUGUCACCAGAACACGGUCGCUCUCUGGGAAAAUGCCAGGAAGUGUCCCAGAAACAGUUCCAGAAGAAACUGGACCUGAAACUGAUCUACCAUGUUCUCACAAUGUCUCUGGGACAGAAGAUUUAAGCAGUAAUAUAUUUUCAGUGGAAGGAAAACCAAUGGAAGCCAACAGGGCAUUACCAACCAAGUUAAGACAUUUCAUUUUAUAUCCUCGAUCUUACUCUGUUGAAGGAAGAGAAACACCUAUCUCUGUGAACAGAGACAGUGAUGUCUGUGUACUGGAUGAUGGUAGGAUAAAAAGGACAGAAGACAACUUGUCUUUGCCUUGUGUUAAUGGUUCCUCAGGUAGUUUUUCCCAGAGAAAUCAUUUUUCAUCAUGUGGUGUAUCUACUCCAUCCUCAGUUGUUGAUAUACCACCUCCUUUUGAACUUGCCUACAUCACCAAAAAGCCAAUCACUAAAAGUUCCCCUUCACUUUUGAUAGAGAAUGAUUCACCAGAUAAGUAUUCCAAGAAAAAGAAAUCCUCCUUUAAGAGGUUCCUCACUCUAAAAUUCAAGAAGAAAACUGAAAGUAAAGUUCAUGUAGAUGUUAAUGUUUCCUCUUCAAGGUCCUCAUCAGAGUCUAGCUAUCAUGGGCCUCCAAGGCUGAUGGAGGUGGACCGGAGGAGCCUAAGUAGUUCACCUCAACUAAAAUCACACGUGGGGAAGUUCCGUGCAGCUGAGUCUCCCUCAGCUGUUCUUUUCUAUAAGGAUGGUAAAAGAAAAGGAACACCCAAGUCCUUCAGCAGGAGCGUGUCACGGGUGGAGUCCUUUGAGGACCGCUCCAGGCCUCCCUUCAUGCCACUCCCAUUAACGAAACCUCGGUCCAUUUCUUUUCCCAAUGCUGACACAUCUGACUAUGAGAACAUUCCUGCCAUGAGCUCUGACUAUGAAAACAUACAAAUUCCUCCUCGAAGAUCCACAAGAGCAGGAACCUUUACUGAGUUUUUUGAAGAUCCCAGCAGGGCAUUAUCUGCUGCGAAUGAGAAUGACGGGUAUGUGGAUAUGAGCAGCUUCACUGGCUUUGAGAACAAACAGCAAACCACAGACCAGGAAACAGAAAGUGCCUACACCGAGCCCUACAAGGUGUGCUCAGUCUCUGUGAUACCCACAGAGGUUGUCACAUCAGAUGAGGAACAGAAGAGUUCAGAAGAUGACGAGAGCAGCCUGGGUGAUCCCAGCCUCAUCAACAAGAAAGAAGGCCAAUCCAGAGCUUACCUUAUUGCCCAGGAGCUGAUGUCUUCAGAAAAAGUAUACGUGGAGAUGCUCCAGCUGUUACGUGUGGAUUUCUAUGAAAGUAUCUUGAAGGUGCUUGGAGAAGAUGAUGAAAAUGAACAAGACGAAGUAGUUAAACUUAAGCAGGGCUUAAGGGAACUGCCAGAAAUACAAGAAUUACACCAAGACAUCCUAGGAGAACUGGAAGAAAGAGUACUUAAAUGGGAAGAACACCAGAAAGUUGCUGACAUUUUCCUCUCCAGAAAAUCAAGGCUGAAUCACCACAUGGCAUACAUUAUGCAGUUUGAUAGGAAUUUGGCUUUGCUAGAUGAAACCUGCCUUAAAUAUUCCCAAAUGACUACUGUAAUUCAGGAGUUUGAGCAGAGCUCUGGUGGGAGCCCUCAGACUCUGAAACACCAGCUUUUGAAAGUAGUGCAGCGUGUCUUCCAGUAUCAUGUGCUGCUUACAGAUUACUUGAAUAAUCUUUGCCCUGAUUCUACAGAGUAUGAAGCUACACAAGCUGCCUUAUUCGUUGUUUCUGAAAUCACAGACCGAGCCAACGACAGCAUGCUCCAAGCGGAAAACUUGCAGAAGCUGGUACACAUUGAGCACAGUGUGAGAGGGCAGAGUGGCCUCCUCCAGCCAGGAAGGGUCUUUGUAAAAGAGGGAACACUGAUGAAAGUCUCUGGCAAAAACAGGCACCCUCGGCAUUUGUUCUUGAUGAAUGAUGUUCUGCUGUACACAUAUCCCCAGAAGGAUGGCAAAUACAGACUGAAAAACACCUUGGCUGUGUCAGGCAUGAAGGUCAGCCGCCCAGUGACGGAAAAAGCCCAAAAUGUCCUGAAGAUUGAAUGUGAUGAAUACUGCAUAACCCUGUCAGCAAGCUCUUGCUUGGAAAGGGAUGACUGGUACAGCUGCAUCAGCAGACACAUCCCAGAUGACUACAAAGCUCCCAACACUUCCACUUUCCACAGCAGCGUGGAGCUAAGGGAAAGGCUUGGAAUAUCCUUGGGUGAGAGGCCUCCUACUUUGGUACCUGUGUCCCAUGUCAUGAUGUGCAUGAACUGUGGCUGUGACUUCACCCUGACUUUGAGGCGACAUCAUUGCCAUGCCUGUGGGAAGAUUGUAUGUCGAAAUUGUUCAAGAAACAAGUACCCUAUGAAGUACCUCAAAGAUCAAGCAGCCAAAGUCUGUGAUAGCUGCUAUGUGGAACUUAGGAAAAGAGAGCGACCACUUAGUGUGAUCUUCCCUUCAACUUCAUCCAGGUGUUCAAGCAGUGCUUUCUCUUCUGUCUUCCACAAUAUUCAUUAUUCAUCUUUUAAGAAACAGAAGAAGAUCCCUUCUGCUCUUAUGGAGGUGGCAGCUUCAGGAGAGGGAGCUACCAUCAGUGGUUACCUCAGCAGAUGUAAGAGAGGCAAAAGACACUGGAAGAAACGCUGGUUUGUUAUCAAAGGCAAAGUCCUCUACACCUACAUAGCAAACGAGGACAAAGUUGCCACAGAAAGUUUGCCUUUGCUGGGUUUCACCAUUGCCCCAGAAAAGGAGGAAGGAAGUAUGGAUCCAGUUUUCCACCUCUACCACAAGCAGACUCUCUUCUACAGCUUCCGAGCAGAGGACAACAAUUCAGCACAGAGGUGGAUUGAAGCCAUGGAAGAAGCAUCCAUAUUAUAG
Chaetura pelagica (chimney swift) is the source of this 4746-nucleotide messenger RNA. RefSeq names its product FYVE, RhoGEF and PH domain containing 5 (gene FGD5). The record is from RefSeq and is a predicted model, not a curated record. Gene Ontology annotation, cellular component: cytoplasm. The transcript has 21 exons. NCBI's taxonomy places the organism in Eukaryota, Metazoa, Chordata, Aves, Apodiformes, Apodidae. Gene Ontology annotation, molecular function: guanyl-nucleotide exchange factor activity; metal ion binding. The coding region runs from base 115 to 4746 and encodes 1543 amino acids.